AUUAUAAUCCCCGGGUUGGGUCUCGCGUCCAGGAAAGCAUGAGGCCUGAAUCCUAACCAGGCCCCACACCUGGCCCCACUGUAUCCCUAAUUCCCCGCAUCCGGGAAUUAGCGGUCUGGUUUGCAGCUCGCUGCCAUCAAGGGGCCCCAAAGAGGGAGUUGCGAGACCCUCAAACUAUUCUCCCCGGACUCCGGAGACCCCAUCUAGACGCCGGUCCCUGGCACGAGCAAGGGCCCCUAACGAGGGUCUCAGGCGACAAUCUUAGGAGGUGCAACCCUUUUUAAAAGAGGAGACGGGUGGGCGCGAGCUCGGGAGCAGGCGGGCAUCAUUAUUCCCAAACCGAUAUCAGAGCUCUCGCAGACGCCCGGGUCGGGGGUGGGGGGCCCCCGGGAGAGCGUGGCUUCCGGGAUCCGCCCCGCCGGGCACCGCCCCAAAGACGCAGGCGCCGACUGGCCAACGCGACCGCGGGGCGGGACCAAACGCUAAAGGGGCGGGACUAGGAUGGCCCGGAGACGGCCUGGGCGGCGGCGAAACGCCGGAGGGGAAGCGGCGGGGCCGCACGUGGGUUUUUCGUGCAUCUCUGUAAUGCCCGAACCUAGUCCCAGGCGCAUGGAGCCCACGCGAGACUAUCCGCUGUUUGGGGGGGCCUUCUCCGCCACUCUCCCCCCCGGGGCCAUCGACGUGAGCGAUCUCCGGCCGGUCCCGAACAAUCAGGAAGUCUUCUGCCACCGCGUGACGGACCAGAGCCUGAUCGUGGAACUUCUGGAGCAGCAGGCCCACGUGCAGGGAGAGGAGGCUGCGCGAUACCACUUUGAGGACGUUUGCGGGGCGCAGGAGGCUAGGGCUGUGCAAGUGGAAACUGUGCAGCCCCUCUUUUUGGAGAACCUGGCCCUGAGGGGCUGCUGUCAAGAAGCCUGGGUCCUCUCUGGCAAGCAGCAGGUGGCUAAGGAAAACCAGCAGGUAGCAAAGGACGUGACGGUGCACCAGGCCUUGCUGCGGCUGCCCCAGCACCAGACUGAUGUCCUGCUCACCUUCAGUCAGCCCCCCCCUGACAACAGGUCAUUUCUUAGCCCUGAAAAUCUGUCACUUCUGCCCUGGAGCCUGGGUGACUUUGAACAGCUGGUGACCAGUCUGACCCUUCACGAUCCCGGCAUCUUUGGUCCCCAGUAAAGAUCCUGAAGUACCGCGUGACGCUGCUGAAGCACAUGGGGGCCCCGUUCUGCAAGGGGAGCGAGGGUUUGGAGAUAUUCCCCUAAUUCCUUCCCUGUGCAUAAACAUAAGACACCUCCUGUCUGCAGAAAUAAACUUGCUUUAUACCCAA
Molecule: messenger RNA, 1321 nt
Organism: Felis catus (domestic cat)
Lineage: Eukaryota; Metazoa; Chordata; Mammalia; Carnivora; Felidae
Gene: RANGRF
Product: RAN guanine nucleotide release factor
Exons: 5
Coding region: 502-1170 (222 amino acids)
Biological process (GO): protein import into nucleus; regulation of sodium ion transmembrane transporter activity; regulation of membrane depolarization
Cellular component (GO): nucleus
Molecular function (GO): guanyl-nucleotide exchange factor activity; sodium channel regulator activity; transmembrane transporter binding
Source: RefSeq, a predicted model, not a curated record